Molecule: messenger RNA, 3128 nt
Organism: Cynoglossus semilaevis (tongue sole)
Lineage: Eukaryota; Metazoa; Chordata; Actinopteri; Pleuronectiformes; Cynoglossidae
Product: solute carrier family 25 member 51
Exons: 2
Coding region: 223-1158 (311 amino acids)
Biological process (GO): mitochondrial NAD transmembrane transport
Cellular component (GO): mitochondrion
Molecular function (GO): NAD transmembrane transporter activity
Source: RefSeq, a predicted model, not a curated record
GAUGGACAUGCAGGAGUGCGCAUGCGCCAUAUAUUGACUGCGGUCACCUGCUAUGGGAAGUGCAGACACGACCUAUAUCCAGUAUAGUGACUGAAUUAAACUGAACUCCACUCGCACAAGAGUAGGACCAGUUCAUGUGCGAGCUACAGAUUGCCUAUUUACCAGAAGAAUGUUUUGCUGAUGUAGUGCUUGAGAAUCAGGCUGUGGUGCAAAGAUCCUCCCAUGGCUGUUAGAACCAUGGACUCAGAGUCAACACGAACACCUCAGCCCCAGGCUGCCUUAACCAAUGGAGGUCACUCCUUGCUGUCUGCUGGGGCUCUGGGUACCACACUACGCACUCAAAGAAAGCACUACAUCUGCGGCUCCAUUGCAGCUUUUACCAAUAUUGUGGUGACCUUCCCCAUCCAGAAGGUGCUUUUCCGCCAGCAGCUGCAUGGUGUGUUGGCCAUUGAGGCAGUGCGGCAGCUUCAGAGGGAUGGACUGAGGAAUCUUUACCGGGGUCUGCUGCCCCCACUGCUCCAGAAGAGUACUACGGUUGCCAUUAUGUUUGGCCUGUAUGAAGAUUUCUCCAGAGUCUUAUUGAACCGAGCGGACGGCAGUGGCAUUCCAGAGCUGGUGACACGAAGCUUUGCUGCAGCGUUGGCAGGAACUGCAGAGGCAGUCCUGACGCCAUUUGAGCGCGUGCAGACUCUUCUGCAAGACCAUCGGCAUCACGGCCGCUUCAACAACACAGCCCACACGUUCAGGACACUUCUGACUGAGUAUGGUGUCAGAGAGUGUUACCGCGGCCUCGUGCCCAUACUCCUUCGUAACUGCCCUAGCAACGUUCUCUUCUUUGGGCUGCGGGGGCCCAUUAAAGAGCAGCUCCCAGAAGCCACUAGCCGGGCCGGUAAUUUGGUCAAUGAUUUUGUGUGUGGAGGGGUUUUGGGGGCUGGCCUGGGGAUUAUGUUCUAUCCACUCAAUGUUGUCAAGUCCCGGGCCCAGUCUCAGGUUGGUGGGCCAUUCCAGUCUUACCGAAAAGUGUUGCUGACGGUGUGGACGGAGAGGGGUGGCAGUGUCCGUAUGCUCUUCAGAGGUGCUCACCUCAACUACCACCGAUCGCUGCUCUCCUGGGGAAUCAUCAACGCCACCUAUGAGCUGCUGCUGAAGCUCAUAUGAUGAAGGAAUGCAGACGGAUGGAGAGAAAGAAAAUUGGUCAAAGGGAAAAGGAAAUUGUAGAAACGGGUAAAGGAGUGUGUCCUUAGAGAGAAACUGUAAAGUAAAGCCUAUGCACUCUGUGCCUGGUCAUGCUUCUGAGACACUGGGGUAUCUCUGACCAAGGGAAGCAAUGACGAGGCAGUUUUUCAGUUGGUGUGAGAAUGUCCUGCCAUUGUGACAGUUUACUAAUAUAUCAAGUUUUAAUGACAUAAUAUGCACACUGUAGACCAUACAGAACUCCAGGGUCCAAGAGGAACUCCCCUGUUUGCUCUGUGUACAAAGAUUUGACGGAGCAAACUGAACUGCUUCAUUCACACACACGUUUGACAGGAUCAAGUGUUUUGUAGAAAAAGUUGUUUCCUGUGUGCUGUGGAAAAUGGUGGACAUCAUUUUUUUACUCAGAGAACUUUGUCUAUAAAGCUGAAAUCUGCCUUUAACCUCUUUUGUGCUUCUUCUGUUCAGUAAAAUAAAAUCAUUAGUAAUUAGAAGUUUAUACAUGAUUAUGCUGACUACAGGAUGUGGUUGUUGUCCAAAAAGGCACAGAAAUGCUUUCUUUUUGAUUUAAAAAAAAAAUCUCUUUUCAUACAAAUUUAUCCAUGUAACCUUUUUAUUGUAGAGCACUGUUUGCCACGUGUGUCAGGGAUUCACUGUAUGCAUGUUUGACAUGUGACAAGUGCCCAUUGAUGUGUCAGUAAACCAUACAAUUACCCUCACGUCGUGUCUGUUUUUAAAAUAUAUUUCAAAUUGUACAAAUAUUGAAGUAAUAAUUAAACUAAGAUUAAUUAUUUAUUUGAAUAAUGUAAAAAAAAACUCUUAAAAUUGGUACUUUGUUCUAACCACCAAACAUUUAUUUUCAGGCAAAGGGACAAAACUAACCUGACCAAAUUAUGAAUGAUACCUGCAAAUACUCUAGACUUCAAGACAGCUACAAGUUCAACGCCUGGUCGUUCCUUAAUUAAACUUUAGUCAGUGAGUAAUUGGGGAUAAUAAUCAGUACUUGUUUGUUUGUGGAUUUUGUUCCGUCCGUGUAUAAAAGCCCAGAGCUGCAGUCUAUUUCUGGCCUAUUCAAAUUGCAGCCCAAGGGCCACGUGUGGCCCAGACACAACCUCAGUGUGGCCCAUUCUGUAGUCACUUGAGAAAUGUGGAAAAAAAACGGGAUCAUGACAGUAGCACAGACCAGGAAUAAAACAUUCUCAGUAGCCUAGCAAAAUGCAACCCAUAAUGUAGUUUGCUAUCUGGACACUUGUGCCUCAGAAAGAUAAAAUUAUUGAUGAUCAGUUCAUGAAAAUACUCUUUUGACUGCUUUCUGCUAACAAUUGUCCAAUAAAUCACAGAUUUCAGUUUUUUUUGUAAACAUUAAGAAUUGAACCAAACUCUGGAAUAGUUGCUUUAACACAGAUUCCUUGUGUUUGUUUUGAUUUUGUUUUCCUUUUCUAAAGAUGGAUGUUAAUAGUUUUGUACAAGACUCACUCUCACACUGGGUCACUUCUUUUACAUUUCCUGCUGUAGCGUCUCUCUUGUGUGUCAGUAACAUCUGUUGACAUAAUGGGCUCAGAUUUCGAGCUGGAGUAGACUCUCGUCACCACGUGGCAGCUCUCUGUGAGUUCAGCUGCCUGAAGAGGAAAGGCAUGCUGGCUGGACUCAAGGGGGGGGCGCGGGGGGGAGACGAUUCUGAGAGAAGACAAGGACGGUGUUCAGUGGCACAAAAAGCUCAAGCUGCCGUUUACAUACGUAUCACUUGGCCUAAUUUCCCACUUUACUUCCUGUCUGCUUACAUGGCCCUUGUGUCAUUACACCUGUGUAUUAUUUUUUUUCAGGGGAGUUGCAUUGUUACUUGUUGUUUCUGAAUGUACCAUCCUUUAUGAUUACAUCCCUUAAAGUGCAGAAUUGUAAAUGUGUUAUCUACGGCCAAAUAAAAUGUUCCAACAAUG